AUGGAUACGAUCCUAAAGCCAGAAAAGUUUAGUGUAGAUCCAAACUCAUCAUCUGCAAGUAAGGGUUGGACACAUUGGCACAAAACAUUUCAGAAUUUUGUUACCAGCAUCACACCACAACCAUCCGACUCCGAUAAACUCAAAAUACUUAUAAACUUUAUUACUCCGGAAAUCAACGAGUACAUAAGUGAAAGCGAUCUUUGUGCAGAUAUAAUUGUUGGACAUGAUAUUUUGAAAAACCAUGCAAGUAUUAAAGUAGUCUUUGGUGGCAACAAGUCACAACUAACCUUACAAGACACUUACGCCUAUCUUGAUGAUGUCACAAUCUGUGGAAAAACACAAGAACAACACGAUAUAAACUUAAAAAAGUUUAUCGAAGCUGCAUCCAAAUACAACCUAACGAUUAAUAAUGAGAAGUCUUCAUUUUCACUGCGAUCAAUCAACUUGUUGGGCUAUCAUAUAUCAAACAAAACUAUCAAGCCUGACCCCAGUCGACUAGAUCCUUUGAAAAAUUUACCUCCACCCAGAGACACCGCAUCACUGAGGAGGACCCUUGGUAUGUUUUCACAUUAUGCAUCACUUAUACCAGAUUAUGCUACCAAAGUGAUUCCACUUGCACGUACUACAUUCCCUUUGUCCAAAGCAGGGCUCCAGUCUUUCGAAACUAUAAAAAGUGAAAUCAUCAGAUCUGUAGUAAGCUGCAUUGACCCUGAAGCACAGUUCAUCGUAGAAACUGAUGCAUCUGAGAGUACCAUUGCUGCUACUUUGACUCAAUCAAACCGUCCAGUCGCAUUCUUCUCAAGGAUACUUUCUCCAGCAGAACAUAGACAUUCAAGUGUCGAAAAAGAAGCACAAGCUAUUGUGGAAGCACUGCGGAAAUGGCGUCACUAUUUGGUUGGUAAACAUUUCAAGCUGAUUACUGACCAGAGGUCGGUUUCUUUUAUGUUCGAUAACAACCGUCAUGGCAAAGUGAAAAAUGAAAAGAUAAUGAGGUGGAAACUGGAAUUGUCGUGCUUUCAUUAUGAUAUUGUAUAUAGACCCGGUAAAGAUAAUAUGGCUGCAGAUGCCCUGACUAGAGUAUGUUCUUCAAUCCAAAAUCAAGAAAAACUGUUGAUUGAUUUACAUGCGAAUCUAUGUCAUCCAGGUGUGACACGUUUGUACCACUGGGUUCGAAGUAAAAACUUGCCCUACUCGAUUGAUGAAAUCAGACGAAUAACAAACUCCUGCAAUGUGUGUGCUGCUGUGAAACCUAGAUUCUUCAAACACAAAGGGAUUUUGAUUAAAGCCACUUCUGCAUUUGAACGGCUAAAUAUCGAUUUCAAAGGCCCGCUGCCUUCAUCAAGUCGAAACCGUUACUUACUAGUAAUAGUAGACGAGUUUUCACGGUUCCCUUUCGCUUUCCCUUGUUCAGACAUGUCAUCGUCAACAGUUAAGUCGAAACUAAAAACAUUAUUUUCUACUUUUGGGGUUCCUAGUUACAUACAUUCGGACAGAGGAACAUCAUUUAUGAGCCAAGACUUAAAAAGCUACUUGAACUCACUUGGAAUCUCAACUAGUAGAACCACUGCGUACAAUCCAGCAGGUAAUGGGCAAGUUGAAAGGUAUAACGGCAUUCUAUGGAAAACAAUUGAACUGGCGUUGAAAUCACUUAACUUAGAAAUAAACCAAUGGGAGACAGUUUUAGAGGAUGCCCUCAGCUCAGUGAGAUCAUUACUUUGCACAGCCACAAAUCAAACUCCUCACGAGCGUAUGUUCUUACAUCCACGUAGAUCUGGGAACAAUGGUGUUUCAGCUCCUUCAUGGCUUCUCAAUUCCGGCCCUGUCUACUUGAAGAGAUUCAAUCGUACGUCCAAGUAUGAGCCCCUUGUUGAAGAGGUCCAACUUCUUCACGGGAAUGCCGAGUAUGCUCAUGUUAAGUUGCCUGACGGAAGAGAAACUACCGUGUCUACACGCCAUCUUGCUCCGGUUGGUGAGUACCAAACCGACAUAGAGCAAACAGAUUUUGAGAGUGAUGAAAAUAUUCUAUUACCCACUUCUCAACCUGAAUCUGAAUACUUUCCUAGUCCAUCAUCAACAGAGAACCAAGAAGAUGAAAUGAAUACUACUGCCGAGAAUUUACAACCUAGACAAGAAGCUUCUAGAGGAGAGAACCAUAACACAUAUCCGAGAAGAAGUUUCAGAAGCAGAAGACCUCCUAAUUAUUUAAAUGACUACGUUCAUUAA
Molecule: messenger RNA, 2223 nt
Organism: Macrosteles quadrilineatus (aster leafhopper)
Lineage: Eukaryota; Metazoa; Arthropoda; Insecta; Hemiptera; Cicadellidae
Exons: 3
Coding region: 1-2223 (740 amino acids)
Biological process (GO): DNA integration
Molecular function (GO): nucleic acid binding
Source: RefSeq, a predicted model, not a curated record